UUUAACAAAUCCAUACUUGGAAGGAGAGGAAAAAAGAAGAGAAGAAUCUUAUUCUUAUUUAAAAAUUGAGGAAGCUGUGCAUGGCAAUGGCGGCAAUGGCGGAAAUGGAAAUGGAAACUAAUUGAUUAAUUCAAUUUCAUGUCAAGCACGUUCAAAGCGGUGCCCAACCAUCUCAGAAACACGACCAACAACAAGCGCCUUCAAGAAUUUGGACUUGCCAGAUGAACGAACGCACCAUUUUUCAAUUCCAAACGCCAAUCAUGGCGUAUCUAGAAUUUGAUUCCAUUCCCUGUACGACUUAUAAGUACCUUGUUUUUCUUCCACCCACCACGGGAAGAAAAUGGCGAGGAAACACGCCAGAUUGCAGAGGGUGAGAGUUUCUCGAUCGCCGGCCUGUUUCCAGGUCUGUUUCCGGCAGAUUCCAGCCAGACCCGCCGCUAAUUCCAUUGGGAGUUUUCAGAGGGCGGAGCUUUUAGGGCAUUCCGCGGAUGAGCACAGUGCAGAUAGUGCGAAAUAUGUGGCCGAGAUUGGUAAUAGAAUAAUGGUUGUGGUUGAUUCUAGUUUUGAGGGUAAAGGAGCUCUUGAAUGGGCCUUGUCUCAUGCGGUUCAGAGUCGGGAUUCUAUCGUUCUUCUUCACGUUUCCAAGCCUUCAAAACAAGGUUUGGUGUUCGAUGAAAAGCUUGACAUGAAGGCGUACGAGCUUCUUCUGUCUAUGAAGAAUAUGUGCCAAAUGAGAAGGCCAGGAGUUCAAGUAGAGAUGGAAUUUCUACAGGGGAAGGAGAUGGGUCGUGUGAUUGUGGAAGAAGCAAAGAAACAGAGAGUGUCUCUGCUGGUUCUUGGGCAAAGAAAGCAAUCUCCAUUCUGGUCUCUGGUAAAGAAAUUCAGCACAAGCAAGAGGAGGAAUCAUGGUGGGAUUGUGGAUUACUGUAUCCAAAACUCAUCAUGCCCGACCAUCGCGGUGAGGAGGAAAAGCAAGAAACUUGGAGGAUAUUUGAUCACCACAAAAAGUCACAAGAAUUUCUGGCUUUUGGCUUGAAUCCGUGUUAGAAUUUCUUCUUUCAGCUGCCAUUGUUGUUGUUGCAGAGGCAAACAAGAUGGAAAUCGUGAUGCUUCUGAUACUGUGAGUCUUAUUUGGCCUCACUUUUUGCUUCCUCUCUGAAGAUGAUUGGCUGUAUUACUCUAAAAUAGAAAACCAUGAAAACAAAAUGGUGUAAAAAUUUGUAAAUGGAUCUUCAGUUUCAAUUUCCUUCUUGUUAAUGGAUCCAAGCUAGAAGUAGAAGAUCAUCAUACAUUUGGGAGUGAGCUCUUCAUGUUCUUCCAUGGCAACCGAGAUUAGUUUAAAGAAUAGAGUUAGAUUCUGGGAUUAUAAUGAACAAACUAUGGCAUGAAAUCAGCUUCUCUGUGUCUGUAAAUCAGAAUGAACACAUCUUAGCUGAAGACUGACUGGUUGGAAAAAAGCAGCUGGAUUCCGACAUGUAGUGAUAGAACAGCCUAAGUUAAUCCCAGUUUGUGCCCCUCAUAUCAGACACUUCUGGUCUGUAGUUAAGGCUCUGAAAAUGGAAUCAUCCCCUUCCCCACCUCAAAAUUUAGCUGGAAAAGACUCAUUCUACUAUUUUGCUUGGGGGGCUGUUUGGCUACAGUAUUUCCCUAUCCCUUCUGAAGUUGGAAUUGUAAACCAUCCCAAGUUGGGCUGCUUUUAAGAGCUUGUCUUGGCUCAGUUGGUUCUGGUUUAGAGACAAUUGUUUCCAGAAACCAAACAGGAAGCUAAGGUUUAAUGGACAUCAUACACUAAAUGUUCUGUCGGCGCAGGGCUUGGUUUUUUAUUCACACCAGUAACUUUUUUUUCUUUUUUUUUUUUCAGUGGCUGAUAAAAGUUGCCUUAAAAAUUUUUAAUUCUCUAUUUUUUCCUAGUUGGGUGUAACAAAAGU
Momordica charantia (bitter melon) is the source of this 1928-nucleotide messenger RNA. RefSeq lists its product as uncharacterized. The record is from RefSeq and is a predicted model, not a curated record. Lineage: Eukaryota; Viridiplantae; Streptophyta; Magnoliopsida; Cucurbitales; Cucurbitaceae.